UCAUUUCUCGGAUCCUCACUCUCUCUGAUCCCAAAACCCGGGUCGACCCGAAACACCACCUCUCCCCGAAAAUGGCCCGACCCAGAUUCGUAAUCGAAGCCUCAGAGGCCGAGUCGAUGGCCAAGCAGUCCGGUCUCACCGUCGUCCAGCUCCUCCCGUCCCUCGUCAAGUCCGCCCAGUCCCUCGCCCGGGUCCCCAUCUCCAAAUUCCACGUCGGAGCCGUCGGGUACGGGUCCUCGGGUCGGAUCUUCUUCGGAGUCAACCUCGAGUUCCCGGGCCUCCCUCUCCACUACUCCGUCCACGCCGAGCAGUUCCUCGUCACCAACCUCUCGAUCCAGUCGGAGCCCCGACUCGACUACGUCGCCGUCUCCGCCGCCCCCUGCGGCCAUUGCCGCCAAUUCUUCCAGGAAAUCCGCCGCGCUCAGGACAUCAACAUCCUCAUCACCUCCGAUGAAUCCGGAGACGACGAAAACGACAAGUCGUGCGGCCAGUUCAGCCCGCUCCGCCACCUCCUCCCCCGCCGGUUCGGCCCCGAAGACCUGCUCGGCGAGGACGUGCCGUUAGUCCUCGAGAAACACAACAAUGCCCUAUCGUUCAUCAACAAACCCGAAACUUUCGGGGACGAUUUAUUAAUCCACGCGCUGGAGGCGGCGAAUAGGUCGCACGCGCCGUACAGCCAGUGCCCGUCUGGGGUGGCGAUUAUGGACAGUGAGGGGAAGAUUUACAGAGGGUGGUAUAUGGAGUCGGCGGCGUAUAAUCCGAGCAUGGGUCCGGUAAGGGCGGCGCUGGUGGAUUACAUUGUCAGCGGCGGCGGCGGGUAUGAGCAAAUCGUGGCGGCGGUUCUGGUGGAGAAGGAGGAUGCUUUGGUUAAGCAGGAGCAGACUGCUAGGCUGCUGUUGCAGACCAUUUCUCCCAAGCUCGAAUUUCGGGUUUUGCAUUGCAAAUGAUAAGGAGAAAUGUGUAGUGUUUCGAUUGGGAUUGUUGUUAUUGAGAAAAUAGCAUAGAAUGGAAGAUUGAUUUGUAGCUAUGUGCUUAAUCAGAUUAACGUGUAUGAUAAAGAAGAAAAGAAGCAUGAUUUGGCUGCAUUAUGCCACACAA
Fragaria vesca subsp. vesca is the source of this 1098-nucleotide messenger RNA. RefSeq names its product cytidine deaminase-like. Gene Ontology annotation, molecular function: cytidine deaminase activity; zinc ion binding. Bases 72 to 947 code for a protein of 291 amino acids. The record is from RefSeq and is a predicted model, not a curated record. Lineage: Eukaryota; Viridiplantae; Streptophyta; Magnoliopsida; Rosales; Rosaceae. The transcript has a single exon. Gene Ontology annotation, cellular component: cytosol.